UGAACGUCACGUCUGUACUCACGUGACACGCUAGCAGCAGACGCCACAGUUCACAUGACGCUCAAAAGCUUCGCUUCUGGUGGAAACUAAGACCGACGACGACAACCUGCGUCAUCCGCGUCUUCCAGCGGCGACAAAGAAGAACAAGGCGCCGAUUAAAAAAAAAAAGCGUCUCUGCUUUUUAUUCCAAGGUGACGUCGAGUCAAGCGCACUUGGCUCGGCACGACCCACCUGCGUCGGCGGCAGGAGUUCAGCAUCCAGCCGGUGACAGAAAAUCCUCCCCAGUUGUGACAAUAAAGACUCCAAAGAUGAGAUAUUUCCAGGCGUGUGGUACCUUGCUGCUCCUUGUCUGCGUUGCGGGCUUAGGAUGCAUCCAAGCUGUUACUCUUGAAGUACGGGAGGGGAACUCCACAUGCAUCAAGGCAGAAAUCUCCGCCUUUUUCUUCAUCACUUACAACGCCUCCAGCGGUGCAAGGAGUGUGCAGGUGCCGCUGCCCAACACAACCAGGGUGGAUGCAAGCAGCAGCACGUGCGGCACAGGAGGUGGCCUCCCGGGCCUGGUGGCAACCUUCGGACCUGGUCACGCCCUGGGCCUGAGCUUCUCGAGGAACGGAAGUCUCUACAGCGUGGACAACCUGACCCUGCAAUACAACCUCAGCGACGCCUCCAUUUUCCCCGAUGCCAACAGCUCUGACGUGGUCACUGUCGUGUCAGCCUCCGUUGGAAUCCGGGCCGCCAUCAACACCACCUACCGCUGUGUGAGCGCCACGUCCGUCGCCAUGGGAGCACAAGUGGUCACCUUCUCCGACAUGAGGCUCCAGGCCUACAUGCCAGGAGACGACCUGAGUCCAGCCGAAACCACCUGUGCAGCAGACCAAGCCAGCACCGUCGCUCCCACCACCACCCAGACUCCCAGCACACCACCCCCAGAACCAAGCACACCUGAACAAGGGGUGUACUCCGUUAGAAAUGUCAAUGGGACCAUUUGUUUCCUGGCCCAAAUGGGACUGCAGCUCAAUUUCUCCUACGUCUCUCAAUCGCAGAAUAAGACCAUCCAAGAAAUUUUCAAUCUCACCCCAAAUCUGACAAGUUCGUCCGGAUCAUGCGAGGCAUCAAGAGCUACUUUAGUUCUGACCCAAGACAGAACGACCACACUGGGAUUCACCUUCAGCGUGAACUCCACCAGCAACAAGUUCUACCUGAGUGCCAUCAACAUGUCUGCUGACUGGCCUGACAUGACAGUGCCCGUCUCCGCCGGCAGCACGGACCUGGACUACCUGCGCACCACACUGGGGCGCUCGUACAAGUGCAACAUGGAGCAAAGUCUGCCGGUGCAGCCCGGCUUCUCCCUCAACACCUUCAGGCUGCAGGUGCAGGCCUUCAAUGUCACCACCAACCAGUUUGCCACAGCUGAGGAGUGUCAGAUAGACCAGGACCAGAUGCUGAUCCCCAUCAUCGUGGGAGCCGCACUGGCCGGCCUGGUGCUCAUCGUGCUGGUCGCCUACCUCAUCGGCCGCAAGAGGAGCCAUGCUGGCUAUCAAACCAUCUGAACUGGAUUCUGUUCUCAGGAGAUCCUGGAGGACUGAGUGAGUGAUGAGGAUCCUGACGUGAGGACGACUGAGUGAUGAAGAUCUUGAAGUGAGGAUGACUGAUUGACGACUGAGUAAUGAGGACUGAUUGAUGAAAAUCCUGAUGUGGGGACUGAGUGACGACGACUGAGUGAGGAAGAUCCUGACGUGAGGAUGACUGAGUGAGUAAUGAGGACUGAGUGAUGACGACUGAUUGAUGAAAAUCCUGACGUGGGGACUGAGUGACGACGACGACUGAGUGAGGAAGAUCCUGACAUGAGGACGACUGAGUGAGUAAUGAGGACCGAGUGAUGACGACUGAUGAAAAUCCUGACGUGGGGACUGAGUGACGAUGACGACGACUGAGUGAGUAAUGAGGACUGAGUGAUGACGAUCCUGACGUGAGUAUGACUAAGUAAGUAAUGAGGACUGAGUGAUGACGAUCCUGGUAUGAGGACGACUGAUGAAAAUCCUGAUGUGGGGACAGAGUGACGACGACUGAGUGAGGAAGAUCCUGACAUGAGGACGACUGAGUGAGUAAUGAGGACUGAGUGAUGACGAUCCUGACAUGAGGACGACUGAGUGAGUAAUGAGGACUGAGUGAGGAAGAUCCUGACGUGAGUAUGACUGAGUAAGUAAUGAGGACUGAGUGAUGACGAUCCUGGCAUGAGGACGACUGAUGAAAAUCUUGACGUGGGGACUGAGUGACGACGACUGAGUGAGGAAGAUUCUGACAUGAGGACGACUGAGUGAGUAAUGAGGACUGAGCGAGUAAUGAGGACUGAGUGAGGAAGAUCCUGACAUGAGGACGACUGAGUGAGUAAUGAGGACUGAGUGAGUAAUGAGGACUGAGUGAGGAAGAUCCUGACAUGAGGACGACUGAGUGAGUAAUGAGGACUGAGUGAGGAAGAUCCUGACGUGAGUAUGACUGAGUGAGUAAUGAGGACUGAGUGAUGACGAUCCUGGCAUGAGGACGACUGAUUGAUGAAAAUCUUGACGUGGGGACUGAGUGACGACGACUGAGUGAGGAAGAUCCUGACAUGAGGACGACUGAGUGAGUAAUGAGGACUGAGUGAGUAAUAAGGACUGAGUGAGGAAGAUCCUGACGUGAGUAUGACUGAGUGAGUAAUGAGGACUGAGUGAGGAAGAUCCUGACGUGAGUAUGACUGAGUGAGUAAUGAGGACUGAGUGAGGAAGAUCCUGACGUGAGGACGAUUGAUUGAUGAAAAUCUUGACGUGGGGACAGAGUGACGACGACCGAGUGAGGAAGAUCCUGACAUGAGGACGACUGAGUGAGUAAUGAGGACUGGGUGAGGAAGAUCCUGACGUGAGUAUGACUGAGUGAGUAAUGAGGACUGAGUGAUGACGAUCCUGGCAUGAGGACGAUUGAUUGAUGAAAAUCUUGACGUGGGGACAGAGUGACGACGACCGAGUGAGGAAGAUCCUGACAUGAGGACGACUGAGUGAGUAAUGAGGACUGGGUGAGGAAGAUCCUGACGUGAGUAUGACUGAGUGAGUAAUGAGGACUGAGUGAUGAUGAUCCUGGUAUGAGGACGACUGAUGAAAAUCCCGUCGUGGGGACCGAGUGAUGAGGACUGAGUGAAGAUUCUGACGCGAGGACGACUGAGUAAUGAGGACUGAGUGAUGAAAAUCUUGAAGUGAGGAUGACUGACGACUGAGUAAUGACGAUCCUGACGUGAGUAUGACUGAGUGAGUAAUGAGGACUGAGUGAUGACGAUCUUGGUAUGAGGACGACUGAUGAAGAUCCUGACGUGGGGACUGAGUGAAGAUUCUGACGCGAGGACGACUGAGUAAUGAGGACUGAGUGAUGAAAAUCCUGACGUGGGUACGACUGAGUAAUGAAGAUCCUGAUGGGAUGACUGAGUGAGGACGACCCUGACGUGUGGACGACUGAGUGAGGACUGAGUGAUGACAAGUGAGACUGCGUGAUGAUGACUGAGUGAUGAUGACUGAGUGAUGACAAGUGAGACUGAGUGAUGAGGACUGAGUGUGACAAAGAGCGCACAAGAAGACUGCAGACGAGCGUGAAGAGAAUGGAACAAAAUUGCCAAGUCAGCAUGUUUGUGGUGACUUUCUAUAUUUGCUUGACUUGCUGUGUUGUUGAUAAAAGUGCAACAAAGUUUGCAUCCAGACAAACUUUUCCAGUCAGUUAGCACAAUUGUUGUUUUUUUUAAGAAAAAUAUUCACCUGUCAGUGUUCUCAUAUGGAAUCUGAUGAAGUUAUUUAUAGGUCAUCUUUCUCCUCCACGACCAGAAGGAUGAAGAUUUAUUUUUAACAGAUGGAAUUUCUUGGCUUUUGUAAGAAAAGUGGACAGUUAAGAAUGUAAAUAUUCUCAUCCCUGACACUCCAAGAAGAGACAUGUCUGCUCCUCCACAUCAUUGUGAGUAUGAAAUACACUUACUACUAUUUCAUGCAUGGUGGCUUCUUGUCCAUCCCUGGGAUUAUCAACAUAAUCAUUUCAGUGAUUACAUCAUUAUGUUUUAUAGGAAGCAAUUUAAACUGUUUUUGUGUUGCACAUUUUACUGAAAAUAAUAAACAUUUUGCUGGUGACU
Molecule: messenger RNA, 4141 nt
Organism: Entelurus aequoreus (snake pipefish)
Lineage: Eukaryota; Metazoa; Chordata; Actinopteri; Syngnathiformes; Syngnathidae
Gene: lamp1a
Product: lysosomal associated membrane protein 1a
Exons: 9
Coding region: 309-1550 (413 amino acids)
Cellular component (GO): membrane
Source: RefSeq, a predicted model, not a curated record